Aspergillus japonicus CBS 114.51 is the source of this 628-nucleotide messenger RNA. RefSeq lists its product as uncharacterized. Lineage: Eukaryota; Fungi; Ascomycota; Eurotiomycetes; Eurotiales; Aspergillaceae. The transcript is spliced from 2 exons. The coding region runs from base 238 to 516 and encodes 92 amino acids. The record is from RefSeq and is a predicted model, not a curated record.
GAUGACUGAUUUGCCUCGGAAUGCGGGAAUCAUAUGAUGAUUGGAGGGCUUAGUGGAUUGCGAUGAUGCAAUGACCGUCGUCGACUUGGUAUAUAGAGCAUAGUUGGUCCUGGCUAGUGACUUGCCUGUCAGUCGACUUAUUGUCACUUGAAAUAGAACUCUAUCUAUCCAAGAUACAAUCAUCACAACCCCCUCUUUCCUCCCAAAGAAAAGAACCUAGAAGAUAAAUACAGCACCAUGGACCUCGUCCAGAAAUACGGCCACCUCAAGCGCGACCGCCGCAAGAGUUCCGCGCAGCGCGAACUGGCUGAGGCGGAGAGGCAUCAGGAUCAGCAGCGAAUCAACGAGCUGUUAGGCAGUUUCGGGGGCGCGGCCAACGACCACCCGGAUCGGCGAUCGAGCGGGGCGGGGAAUAUGGCGAGUAUGAUCCAGGAGUUUAAUGCGCGGUAUGUUUCUUCACUGACUAGACAAAUGUUCAUUGGGUUGUGGGAAAGUGGGCUGAUCGGUGAGCUGUGAGCUUAGACGGAACUCGGAGUCGAUGGGUGAGCGUGAGCAUGAGCUUGGGGAGAAGGGGACGGAGCAUGCCGUGGAGUGAGGCCUUUUUGGUGAGCAUUUCUUUUAUGGAGCG